Molecule: messenger RNA, 2480 nt
Organism: Carassius auratus (goldfish)
Lineage: Eukaryota; Metazoa; Chordata; Actinopteri; Cypriniformes; Cyprinidae
Gene: atp6ap1a
Product: ATPase H+ transporting accessory protein 1a
Exons: 10
Coding region: 53-1453 (466 amino acids)
Cellular component (GO): proton-transporting V-type ATPase complex
Molecular function (GO): ATPase activator activity
Source: RefSeq, a predicted model, not a curated record
CAAUCACGCUGGAGAUGGCCGGUUAUGACGUCACGCCUAAUCUGCUCGGAAGAUGGCUGCUUUGAGGACGGUCUCCGGUAACACAGCGAUGAUUUCGCUUUUUCUUCUGUGUGUGAUCGCAGCAGCGAAAAGCGAUGAACAAGUCCCUCUGGUCGCAUGGGCGAGCGAUGGGUUUGCUUUGUCUCCUGUGGAUGCUCCUUCAGCGGGUCACACUGUGUCUGUGGAGGAGCUGGAGUCACACCUGAACACAGCACUGAGCACUACACCACAUAAUCUUCUGCUCUUCCUGCAGGAUAAAUUGAGUGUCGAUGACUUCACAUUGUAUGGAGGAGUCUUUGGAAACAAACAGGAUAGUGUCUUCCAAAAUCUUGAGGCGGCUCUACUCUCCUCCUCUUCCUUUUGGUUGCCAUCAGUAUCAUCGUCUGCCACUGCUUUGGUUUCUACACUCCUCCAGAAUCAGAUUGAUGCGGCUCCUCUCUACAUGAAUCCAGACACGCUUGCUCAACUCCGCCUCAAUGCUUCUCUUGCUGCCUUGCUGGUCUUCCGCCUCCCUUACAGCGGCGGGGCUGAUAUGAUGUCUACUAAAGAAGUGCUUAGCGGAAAUGAUGAGGUGAUUGGUCAGGUGCUGAGCAUCAUGAAAGCUCAGUCUGUGCCGUAUACUGCAGUGUUUACUGCACUUUGGCCCUCAAGGGUGUUAGAGGAGGCAUCUCCGGCUGUGCACUCAGUCUGGUCACGAUCCCUACUGCAGUCCCGUCGUGAGCAAACUACUGCUCCAAAGCCGCCUUUGGAGUUUAAGGAGAAGGGCUCCACCUGCAUCCUCUUGUGGGCGGAGAAGCUAGUGGUCAGCCAGUAUCGCUCAGGAAAGUGGGAGAGGCAUGACCUUGCCCCCAACACCUUUGGUGAAGGUGUGGAACCCAACCUGUCUGGAUCAUCCUGCAAUGAGACUCACUCCCGGUUGGUUUUGAACUACAAAGAUGUCCUGAGUUACAGUUCUUUUAAGCUCAUUUUUGUAAUGAACCGCCGUCACUAUAAAGUUUCUGCACGCCACUGGUUCACCAUGGAUCUGGUUCAUCUGGAAUAUGAUGGGAAAAAUGCCACGUUCAAUGGCAGCCGUUACAUCUAUGCCCCAUCCGAGUACUCAUACCGCUGUGAGUCUGUGAGCAGUUCUCGCUACCCUCAGCUGUCACCCCACUCAGACAAGGACAAUGCCAAUGACUGGCAGAUCUUAUUCCAUGACUUCCAGAUCCAGGGCUUUAAUGUGGCUGGGAAGGAUUUCUCUUAUGCCAGUGACUGUGCUAGUUUCUUCACUCCUGGUAUCUGGAUGGGGCUGCUCACAUCUCUUCUCAUGGUCCUGGUUCUCACCUACGGCCUGCACAUGAUCAUGCAGCUGCGCACUAUGGACCGCUUCGAUGACCCCAAGGGUCCUGCCAUCUCUGUUCCCCAGACGGAGUAAAAGACACAGAGCAAGUUUCCUUUCUUGUUCUCGCAGCACUAGUGUUUACUUUGGUUAUUGAUUUGGUUAUUAAUUUCUUGUUAUAACAUGUCAUUGGGUUGACGUUGGAUUUUUUUUGUGAUAAUCAUUCCUGUAAUAAACAUGUCCAGAUCAUAUUAGAAGAAAGAAAAAAGGAAAUAUGUAUUUUGCAUAAAGAAGUAUACAUUUUAGGAUGGUUAAGAUUGUUUUUUGUUUUUUGCAUUGUGGCAUUAUUGUUAGAAGCAAAAUCUCCCCUAAAUUACUGUGAUACACAGCAUUUUAACUCAAGCGCAUAGGAUGGAUGCAGUGCAUAAAUACUUGACUAUUUAAAUAACAUUUCACUUUACAGUGUUCCUUCUUUUUAUGCAAAAUAUGAUUUCCUAAAGCAUGUCUUUGACAAGUUUUGUGAGAUUCAUUCUUGAGUCUUCUGUGGACUUUGUAUUUGCAAACUGAGGCACCAUUUAAUGUGACCUGUACACUUUACAUUACAAAUGAAUGAUAUAAGAUAAAUACCUAUUAACAGACAGCUUAAUGUUUUCCGUGCUAUAACUGUAAAUAUGAAAAGUGAAUUAAAUAUAAAAAAAUGAAAUAUUAAAAUGAAAUAUUAUUUAUUGGUGGUGUGCAUAUAUGUUUGCAUCCAGUUUCUCUGCUGUUUCACACAUAGUUCUGUGGUCUUGUGUGUGUCCAUAGAUGUUUCUGUGUAUUGUUGUGAGAAUUGACGUGUUUUUUUGACCACAUAAUAUGGACAUUUCGACUUUGUUUUGAAGGAAAAUAUGUUGUGCGCUGUAUUUAAAUAUUAGGGAAAAAGAGUACCACAAACAUUCUCACAUAAUGUUUUUCUUUAUGUACUAUUAUUGUAGUGAAUCGUUUGCACAAAUAGCUCUCAUAAAUAUUGUUUUAUGUUAAUGGCACAUGGUUUAUAAAAGGUAAUCUGUUGUCAUGUUUUGGAGGUGUAUGCUCUUGAAUGUGUUUAUUGUGCUAGUGUUUAAUAAACUUAACUAAGACAUAA